Molecule: messenger RNA, 339 nt
Organism: Cylicocyclus nassatus
Lineage: Eukaryota; Metazoa; Nematoda; Chromadorea; Rhabditida; Strongylidae
Source: the annotation of a GenBank genome assembly
AUGAUCGCCCGCCAGAUUAUCUCGUUGCUGAACAUUUUCGAUUGCGUCAUGUUAUUGACUGCCACUGCCCUGCUAAUCUCAAUCAUGGUGACAAUCUAUUUGUUUGGAUGUGGCGGCAAGGAUAGAUCACGAACACAAGCAGGAGCACAAGAGCCACCGACUGUGUCGAAACAACUAGAAGCCAAGGCACCAAAAAGCGCGGAGCACGCACCUGACCCCAACGCUGGACCCUCUGUAAAUAGGUCCGUGAAAUCGAAAGUUGAAGACGAUGGUGGCUAUGAGUCCUGCCCUGACAUGACACCGUCCCAACUGGCCAAAGCUGCGAAGCUGCAAGACUGA